UAUUAAAAAGCCUUUUCCUUCAACAGGAAGGCAUCUCAUCUUUCCUUUCUCCUCUAGUCUUUCCACUCAUGGCGUCCGUCGAUGCCGUGACCGGCCGCAGCGAGGAGGAGGUGCGACUGCUCUACCUGGAGUGGAGGGCGAAGCAUCGCCCCAUCGUCCAGGACGCCCUCGAUCUGGACGCCGACCGCUUCGAGGUCUUCAAGGACAACCUCAGGCGCGUGGACGAGCACAACGCGGCGGCCGACCGCGGGGAGCACUCCUUUCGGCUCGCGAUCAACCAGUUCGCCGACCUCACCAACGAGGAGUUCCGAGCCAGGUAUCUCGGCAACUUCUCCCGGCGGAAGCGGCCAGCUACCCAGUCCGUUCAGGAUCAACACAGAGGAGAUGAUUCUACUUAUGCUGAAGUUGUGUCUUUCAAAGAGGCCGGAGGGUAGUUCGGAUCCUUUGUCCUUAUUUCUCUGUCCUCAUGUCCCAAUGUCGAUCGGAUGAGUCAGAUUACAUUUCAAGGAUGCCUAGCAUAUUACGAGGAUACUACACACAUCUUAAAGAUGUCAUGAUAUAAUGAGAUAUAAUCUGAUCCGUCCGAUCGACAGUGGGACACGGGGACAGAGAGAAAUGGGGACAUAGGAACUCGCCGGAGGGAGUGAAGAAAUGGAGCAACUGAAACUUUAACUUGCAACUGUUUUUCUGGUACCAUGUCUUUAUGUGUAAGAUCUUUCAAUCUACUUGUGAGUUGUUAUAUCCUUUAUCUGCUAAAA
This is a messenger RNA of Zingiber officinale, 758 nucleotides long. Its product is annotated as oryzain alpha chain-like. Lineage: Eukaryota; Viridiplantae; Streptophyta; Magnoliopsida; Zingiberales; Zingiberaceae. The transcript has 2 exons. The record is from RefSeq and is a predicted model, not a curated record. The coding region runs from base 69 to 434 and encodes 121 amino acids.